CACGGCGAAUCCAACACCGCUUUGUUAUUAAUGAAGUUGUAUGCGAUAUUUUUUUAACCUGGUACUUUUAUUUUUGAAAGUCGUACUUCGGUUGUCACAUAUUGUUAAUAUUUUAAUGUACACUAUUCGUAACGAAGUUGAGUCCGUGGCCUGAAGAAAACGACAUGUCUACAAAGAAACUGGCGAAACAAUUGGGGUUCGUGAGGAAACGCAGUCAGUCAUCAACUGGACAGAAGAAACCACUAACAUCUAAUCAAAUAUUCCCAUAUCUGAUUGUCAUCGACUUCGAAUCCACAUGCUGGAGAGAGAGGAACAGCUAUGGGCAGGAGAUUAUUGAGUUUCCUGCUGUUCUCCUGAACACCUCUACAGGCCAGGUGGAGUCAGAGUUCCAUACGUACGUUCAGCCGCAGGAGCACCCCGUACUGUCUGACUUCUGCACCGAGCUCACUGGAAUCACACAGCAACAGGUGGAGGCUGGGGUUCCCCUCCACAUCUGUCUGUCUCGGUUCUCCCGGUGGCUGCAGACUCUGGAGCACCAGAGCGGUGUGGUCUUCCCCAGGGACCAGAGGGCUCCAGUCGCAGAGCAGCGCCCCUGUGCCUUCGUCACCUGGUCAGACUGGGACCUGGGGGUGUGUCUGCUGUAUGAGUGUAAACGGAAGCAGCUCCACAAACCUGCUGUUCUGAACAGCUGGAUAGACCUGAGAGCUACGUACAGACUGUUCUACAACAGAAAACCCAAGGGACUGAAUGGAGCUUUACAGGAUCUAGGGAUACAGUUCUCUGGCCGGGAGCACUCAGGUCUGGACGACGCCCGUAACACUGCCCACCUGGCCUGGAAGAUGAUGAGGGAUGGCUCUGUGAUGAAGAUUACACGCAGUCUGGAGAGGGCACCUUUGAAGACCAAACCCCUGUUUGGAAAUGGGAAUGUGCCAGGGGAUGGUUGUCCUGGCAACAAGAGGGAUAACAAAACCACUAUCAAAAACCCCUCCAAGACGACAGAGAGCGGCGGCCAUCUUGAAAAUCGACCCAACAGCAAGCCAGUUAGCAACACGGACGUUGUUGAGACACGACCCAAGCCUUCAGACAACAUGGUUCCCAACACAGAGGUGAACUCCAACUUAACUGCUGAACCUGUUCAGUAUCAGAGUAUUGUCUCACCAAAGACCCUUCUCAAUGGUCUGACCACUCCAAUGUGUGGUGGUGGUAGCAGAGCAGGUAGAAUAGAACCAAAGACCCUUCUCAAUGGUGUGACCACUCCAAUGUGUGGUGGUGGUGGUAGCAGAACAGGUAGAAUAGGAGCCAUACGGUCCGUUUCCUCUCCUAUGACUUUCAAUAUCCCCUCUCCUCAUCACUACAACAACAGCCUCGUUCUGGUCUCCACCACUGUGAAUUGCAUUACCCAUCUAGCCCAGCCAGACCCGACACAUGACCCGGAAACAGGAAGUAUGGAGGAGGACGUGCCUAUCUCGUGCGGUUCGUAUGACGACGUCGUAUUGGAGGAGGACUGGGAUGUCACGGUUGGUGACGAGGCUUCUGUUGCUGAUGUGUACACAGAGAACCAGAGGUUUGAGGUGGAUGAUAACUCUGUUUAUGGGAGGACCUUGCUGUGUCCAAGCCCAGUACAUUCAAAUCCUGGUAGAGGUCCAACCAACAGUAGGCCUAGAUCCAAUACCACCAACACGCCCUGCCAACAUCUGACGAGCCUGGUACACAAGACCGAUACUAGAACAUCCUCCAGUAACUUGGUGUCUUUGAAGGCUGGGACAACAAGGACCUACAACACCUCUGCACCCAACAGUCUGUCCACUUCCUCUUUUGUCACACCCAGACCCGUUACCCCUGGCUCAAACCUCUCAGAUACACGGUCAAUACUGAACAUGGAAACGUCAAACUCCUUUGUGAUCGAGAAGAACAACAAGAACGAAUCGAGAACAUCCUCCAGUUCUGCAAAAGCUGUGACAACGAGGAUAUACAACACCUCUGGGUCAAACAGUUCAUGCAGUUUCUCCUUCGACAAACCCAGACUUGUUACCCAUGAUUCCAACCGCUCAGCUACACGGUCAAGACCGCAAACGGCAACCUCGAACAACUCCUUUGUGAUCUACAAGGACAAGCCAAGAGCCUCAAAUACCUCUUCCACAUCCAAUACCUCAACAGCAUCCAAUCAUUCCUUUGUCAAACCCAGACCAGGCCUCCAGAACUCCAACCUCCAUGCUACACGGUCAAGACCUCUCGCAACAAAAACCCUGGUAACUCCUUCGCACCCAUGUCCUCUACUACAAACCUUCCCGAUCCUUCCGUCACUAGACCCAAACCAGUGACCACCAGCAGUGACUCUAACCUCUCUGCUUCAAAGACACCAAACGGCUCUGCAUCCAGUCUUUCCUUUGCCAGGCCCGGCCCUGUCGUCCAUAACCCCGACCCUGUCGUCCAUAACCCCGACCCUGUCGUCCAUAACCCCGUCCAUAACCCUGUCGUCCAUAACCCCGACCCAUCCACUUCACGUUCAAGGCUGCACGCAGAGACGCCAAACACAUCUUUCACGAUCCACAAGUACUCCUCUUGCCUCUCCUCUGUCGCUCGUCCUUCUGUCGGUGGAUCGUUCUCCGUCCUCUCCUCGUCCGUUAACCGCUCCUCGCUCCCGCCGACCCGCAGCACCAAGAUCACGGCCCGCUGUGCGACUGCGGGCGGCGAGCCAAGCGUCUAACGGUGUGUAACGGCGGCCCGAACCAAGGCCGAGCAUUCUACUGCUGUACGGUGCGUAAACACGGCCCCGGGGGGACCAGGAAGGGAUGUGAGUUAUUUAAGUGGGAGUCUGCUCUCCUCCAGGCUAUAUCACCAGCCUCCGCUGCCAACUCCAUCGCUCUGCAUUUUGGUCUCAACUCCAGUGUUCGUCCCCCUGUCGUCGUCUAGGACGAGAUAUCAGUUAGCUUGAGGUCAUAGGGAGACUCUCAACAGCAUUUCCUUCUCAUCCAAUGGGUUUGGAGAGGACAUAAGGAAUCAAGGAAAUGCAAUUGAGAUUCUCCUCACAAAGGUGUCAUAUUUUAAACUGUACUCUAUGUAUGAUGCGUUGUUGUAUUUUUUUUGUAUAUGAUUUAUGUCCGCAUACUAAAUCUGGUGCAUUCAUUCACCAAUAUCCUGUACAGUUUCUAAAUAGAAUCUUAUCUUCCAUAAUGUGAGAUGACAUGAUGUCAUAAUGAAAUGUAAAAUACCUUUUUUUUAGGUCGGCACUGUCACAAUAAAAGAUGCCAUGAACUGUAUUUACAUGGGUUCUAAUUGUUGUGAAAUGUAACAGUUGAGGCCGGAACUAAAAAUGGACAUUUUAUAAAAAUGUUUUGUGUUCUGACAUAAGGACGGAAUUGCAAAUUGUCCCUCUUGUCGCCCUGUACUAGAGCCGCCAAUAUUUUACAUGCGCAACAAUAGUGAAAAUCGGCAGUUCGUCUUCAAAAUGAACUGUGAAUUAUGAGUGAGAAAGUUAGUGGGUCAAAGAUCUAACCCCCCCCAAGACAUGCUAAUAUCUCCUGUUAUUGUAAUGGUGAGAGGUUAGCAUGUCUUGGGGGUAUGAUAUAUGAUGCUAACCUCCCCUGUUAUUGUAAUGGUGAGAGGUUAGCAUGUCUUCGGGUUAUGAUAUAUGUAAUGCUAACCUCCCCUGUUAUUGUAAUGGUGAGAGGUUAGCAUGUCUUCGGGUUAUGAUAUUAAAUGCUAAUCUCUCCUGUUAUUGUAAUG
This is a messenger RNA of Oncorhynchus keta (chum salmon), 3726 nucleotides long. Its product is annotated as ERI1 exoribonuclease 2-like. Bases 165 to 2321 code for a protein of 718 amino acids. The transcript is spliced from 9 exons. Lineage: Eukaryota; Metazoa; Chordata; Actinopteri; Salmoniformes; Salmonidae. Gene Ontology annotation, biological process: exonucleolytic trimming to generate mature 3'-end of 5.8S rRNA from tricistronic rRNA transcript (SSU-rRNA, 5.8S rRNA, LSU-rRNA). The record is from RefSeq and is a predicted model, not a curated record. Gene Ontology annotation, molecular function: 3'-5'-RNA exonuclease activity; nucleic acid binding.